UCCUCGCAGUAGAUUCUCCGGCCGCAGUGAUUAUAUAUAUCGAGCCGCCACACGGCCAGGCUAUAUAUAGGAAAUGGCAGUAGGCCCUUCCUUCAAUCGGCGUAAGGAAAUGGCAGUAGGCACUUCGUUCAAUCGGCAUAAUCCGCUCGUCCCUGUCACGCCACCUGCACGGAGCCCGGAAAGCUCCGACGAGUUCGAGAGCCUCACCGACGACGACGGCGACGAUCGCAUGGCGGAUGCUUCGGCUUUUGUACCGGAUACCACGCCGGAGGGUUUAGAAGCCGACGGCACGACGAUGAUGAGAGCGAUUUCAGUGGAAGACUACAAGAGCAAAAGCGUGAUCAAGGUUGCGGAAUCCAGUGGUUACGGUGUGAACAGGGCCGUGAUCGACUUUUCUCGGGGCGAAGGAACCCUAGGCGUCCCGAGAGUCGUAAUUGACCUCACCGGAGACAAUUCGGACGACGAAACUCAGAUUCGGGAGGUAAUGCCGGCGCCGGCGACGGCGAGGAUAAAAUCCGAGUGUUCGAACUCGAAAGCUGUUUGUAUAGACGUGGAAGACGCCAUGGAGAGCUCUGUUUACUCCUUCAUCUGCGAAAUCUGCUGCGAUGCGAAGCCAAUGAGCGAUAUUUUCAGAAUCAAAGCGUGCAAACACUCCUACUGCUCCGAUUGCGUUUCGAAAUUCGUAGCUUCGAAGCUCCAACAGAACUUCUCCCAAAUCAAUUGCCCCGUUUCUGGCUGCACGGGCGUGCUGGAGCCUCAUAACUGCCGAUCAAUUUUGCCGCCGCAAGUGUUUGAUCGGUGGGGGGACGCGUUGUGCGAGGCAUUGCUGUUGGCUUCUGAGAAAUUCUACUGUCCCUUCAAGGAUUGCUCUGCCCUUCUGAUCGAUGAAAAGAUGGAAGUUGUGGAAUCUGAGUGCCCCGAAUGCCACAGAUUGUUCUGUGCUAAGUGUAAGGUUCCAUGGCAUUCUGGCAUUGCUUGCUCCGAGUUUCAGAAGCUGCAUGAGAGCGAGAGGGAGAAGGAGGAUAUACUGCUGGUGAAUGUUGCAAAUGAAAAGCAAUGGAUGAGGUGCCCUAAUUGCAGGGUCUAUGUUGAGAGAGUUUCUGGGUGCCCUUUCAUGAUGUGCAGGUGUAAGUGCACAUUCUGUUACAAGUGCGGAGCUCGUGCAAAAGAUCACCAUUGUCAUAAUUGUGGCAUUUAAAACUUAGAAUCUCCAUUGUUGAACAUGUUUGGUUGAGUGGAUAUUUGUUGAACUUGAACUUGUGAUGUUGCAUAUGAUUUUCAUUUAUAAACUCUGUUGAAACUUAUGUUAUCGUUUGAGUAGUUCCAGAAAGAUAGACUGAGAAAGCGAUAGCGUUGUACAUACAUGACUAGGAUUUGUUGUUGUGUUAUGUUGUGCUGUUUGCAGAACAAUAAUGUUGUUGCAAUAAUGUUUAAUUAAGUUAGAGUU
Molecule: messenger RNA, 1447 nt
Organism: Ipomoea triloba (trilobed morning glory)
Lineage: Eukaryota; Viridiplantae; Streptophyta; Magnoliopsida; Solanales; Convolvulaceae
Product: probable E3 ubiquitin-protein ligase RNF144A-B
Exons: 2
Coding region: 74-1198 (374 amino acids)
Biological process (GO): ubiquitin-dependent protein catabolic process; positive regulation of proteasomal ubiquitin-dependent protein catabolic process; protein polyubiquitination
Cellular component (GO): cytoplasm; ubiquitin ligase complex
Molecular function (GO): ubiquitin protein ligase activity; zinc ion binding; ubiquitin conjugating enzyme binding
Source: RefSeq, a predicted model, not a curated record